Molecule: messenger RNA, 2493 nt
Organism: Fonsecaea nubica
Lineage: Eukaryota; Fungi; Ascomycota; Eurotiomycetes; Chaetothyriales; Herpotrichiellaceae
Exons: 1
Coding region: 1-2493 (830 amino acids)
Source: RefSeq, a predicted model, not a curated record
AUGGCGGAACAAGACCAGGAUGACCGCCAGCCAGAUCAACGCCCGCCAGCGUAUACCGGACCUUUCCUAUUUGUUAACAAGAACGCCACAAAUCUUAGGUCCAGGCAGAGGGAGGAGGUGUUUGCAGUGCGGAGCCAUGCCAUGCAGAUUGCCAGGCGAUCGAGGAAACCAUCGUCCCAGACCAAAGCAACGCAGCGCGAAAGCCAGGCACAGCCCGAGUCAGCGACACCUGCAAGUCCGGUAGCUCAAACCGCUGUUCCCAGUCCGACAACCGAGCCAAUUCCAUCGAUCCAAGACAUUUUGGAGCAGCAGGCGAGAGGAGUACUCCAAUAUCAGCAGAGGCAGUCUCAGAGACGCCAGCCAGACCAAUCCCGAGGCCAGUCAGCCACGCAUGAAUUCCCAGCCUUGUCCUCCAGACCCUCGACUCUCCCGUUGUCGACUUCCAAUCUUCUUCCAGCUGAAUAUGCCGCCUCUUUAGCGCAACUGAGCACCGCUGCAUCGCCCGCCUCGCUGAUUCCAGCCGGCGCAGCAGACCCCAAUGUGGCCGGACCAUUGUCUCCUGACACUUUUUUCAACUCGGUCCUGCAGUUCUGGCGACUGUGCUACAUGUCCAACUUUUGGCCCGCACACAUCUACUUCAACCCUUCACACACAGCGGUCCAGUUCACCGACGGCUGGAUUCGAAACAUGGUCAUCAAUAAUCCGGCCAUGCUGCACGGCCUUUUUUCCGGCGCGCUCAGUUACAUCACAAACUAUCUUCCUCCCACCGACAACACACCGAUGCUGUGGGCUAGGGCCAUCCAUCAUUAUGGAAAAUGUCUUGAAGAAACCCGGGUUCAGCUCGCCCAACCAGGUAUCAGUUCUGAAGCAGCUCUGAGUCUGAUUCAUGGAAUGACAACGUUCAGUUUUCACUGCCAAGACCUGGAGAGCUGCCAGGUCCAUUGUGCGGCUUCAAUGCGGCUCCUUCGAGGUCUUGAAGGGGGGCUUGACGCGUUGCAUCCAGUGCUCAAGUACCUUUUGAUACUUUGCGACUCGCUUACAGCAAGCCAUGUCCCAAGACGUCCGUCGAUGGACCUUGAGACCUGGGCACCUAAGGCAUGGUCAGAAGAGCCAUCGUUACGACCACUUGAUCAUCUGUUCAGCUUUGACGCUCAUGUCUAUGGGGACACGGACAAUGCAAUAUUUCUCCAGACCGAGCACGGCGAGGACAAUGACGAUAUUUGGCAUCUCUUGGAGCUGAUUAAUUGGCAUCGCGAAGCAUUGGCGGCAAAUGAGUUGGCCUUCGCCCUUGCAGACACAUCGAGCUCUCCGAACAUCUCCGAAUCUGUUGGCGAAGGUGGUCAGGACCGCGCCGAUCCGAUAUAUACAUGGCUUUCGCUGCGUCAAUACGCCUUGAGCUGUCUCUCGUCGCACAAGUAUAUGGACUUCCUGGAGUUGGAGGGCCACGAACCGUCGCUGCUGUCACAGAUACGCUAUGCUUUCCACUCUAGCAUGGUGCUUGCCACCAGCUACAUGUUCCAGUUCGUUAUGCGCUACGGUAUGAACUCUCCGAGCAUGGCAUACAUUCCGUUCCAUCACCUUCGCGCGAGGCUGGACUUGCUCAUGGCACUCAUGAGCCAGUAUCGGCGUCUGCAAGUACCAGAAGCAGGGAGGGCCCGUGGUGGAAGAGGGCCAACUAACCCGGUUCCAACGGACGCCCUUUUGUUUCUCUUCUUCGCUGGUGCAGUCGUCGAGGAAUCGGAUGGUCCAAAUCGAGUCCAAGCACCACACCAUAUCACGAGGGCUGGCGUGAUCCCUUCACCUUCUCUUGAGCACCCAGGCGAUAUCAUCAAUGAACGUUGGUUUAGUGUGCAUUUCGCCAUGGUGCUACAGCGAUUGAACAUCGAAGCUUGGGAAAACGUCAGACGGGUUUUGAAGAGGUUUGUUUAUGCCGAGAGAAUUUUGGAUCGGUUUUUGCAGGUUCUUGUGACGAGGAAGCUCGAGUUUUUGGCGGCCCUGGUUGUAGGCGUACCGGAUCAUGUUCCUGCUGGUGACUCUGGAGACGCUGACGCUGCUGGCUUUUUCAGAUCACAGGGAGUGGCAGGGUCAGCACGGCAUGGGACGAGUUCUUCGCAACGACAACCUCCACCAUCCCGACAACCUUCCCUUCAGAUGCCCACGCAACAACCAGCACUCCAUCAGUCGACGGGGAUGCCGAUACCCAUGACAUUGCCUGGAGCACCCUCGAGUCCCAAUCUCGACGAGGGUCUUGGUUCCUUGCCACUGCUUGGGUCUGCGCCAGUCUCCCUCCCGGCCGACGUUCCCAACCCAGCAGCUGAUUGGUGGCAAGACAUGGGGUACGACAUGGGGGUUCCGGAAGACUUUUCAAUGGAUUUGGAUAUGCAUUUGAGCAUGGAAACGGGAUUGGACGCGCUAUCUGAUGUGCAGAUGCACGGUGAAGACUUGGGUGGGCAGGAGGAAAUGCAGCCAGAGAAAAGACCCGAGCAAGAUUGA